UUUUUCCUCUACGCCUGUUAAAAGAGUUAAAUUGACUUAUUUUAACUUUUUGUUUGGACUGAAUUCUGAGAUCUGUGGAACAUAUGGAAUAUUGUGUUUAUAGAGCCUCUUACAAGACAAGCUAAAAACUAUAGAGAGGCAACGGUGAAAAGCCUCUAAUCAAUAUCCUGGAUGAUAGGUAUUUAAUUUUACAACAGGAUAACCCCCUAAUCAUUCAGAAAAAAGAAGUGUUAUCAGAAAAUUCUCUCUAACAGCUCUACUGAUCUAUUUUCCUUCUCCAAGGAAUGAAAUGUGUGUCAGUAUUUUUUUUCAACAGGAAAUAUUGAACAGACUUGAACGGUGGCUUGAGAGAAUUUAUUUUCUGUGAGUUCUGUGGAUCAAUUGGGGAAUUAGUUCCGUCUUUUCCCCCUCAUUGAUCUGUGUGAUGUUUCAUUAUUUUUUUCUUCAAAAAAGAGGAUUUCUUCAUUAAUUGCUCCACAUGAAAUGUUGUUUUCAUGCCCUAUGGAGAUCCCAGGUGUAUGAGAAUAUGAAAGAAGAAAGGGCCGAGCACAAGCGAGCGGAGCCAGAAUAUGAGGAGGAGGAGGAGGAAAUCUUGGGCUCGGACGACGACGAACAGGAGGAUCCCGAGGACUACCAGAAAGGUGGAUACCACCCAGUGAAGAUUGGAGAUCUCUUCAACAACAAAUACCAUGUGAUCAGGAAACUAGGCUGGGGGCAUUUCUCUACAGUGUGGUUAUGCUGGGACAUGGUAGCGAAGAGAUUUGUUGCUUUGAAGGUUGUAAAAAGUGCACAACAUUAUACAGAGACUGCACUGGAUGAAAUCAAAUUACUGAAAUGUGUUCGAGAUAGUGAUGAAAAUGACCCGUUCCGGGAGAGAACUGUGCAGCUAUUGGACGACUUCAAAAUCUCGGGGGUCAAUGGCACACAUGUCUGCAUGGUGUUUGAAGUCCUGGGCCACAAUUUACUUAAACUAAUAAUCCGUUCAAAUUAUCAAGGAAUUCCUAUACAAAAUGUUAAACACAUCAUUAAACAGGUUUUACAAGCCUUAGAAUACCUCCAUGACAAAUGUAAAAUAAUUCACACUGAUAUAAAACCUGAGAACGUCUUGAUGUGUGUAGAUGAACCUUACAUAAGAAAACUGGCGGCGGACGCCUGUGAAUGGCAGAAGCUGGGGGCUAAGCUUCCGGGAUCAGCUGUGAGUACUGCUCCAAAAGAAAGAGCACCAGAGCUAGGCAAGAUGUCAAAGAACAAGAAGAAGAAGAUGAAGAAGAAGAUGAAGAAGCAGCAGGCUUUACUGGAGAUGCAGAUGCAGCAGAUAGAAGAAGUGACCUCACAGGUUCCCCUUGAUUCUGCUGACACAUGCGACUUAUUGGCUGCUGAGAAAGAGAGAAUGAUGAACAGUGAGAGUAUGACGAGUUUGGCUCAGUCCGAGCCUGAGAUGAACGACGCAUCAUCUCAGAUUCAGCAGCCAGACUCGAGCGAGUCCGUCGACAACACCGAAUCCUCCCACGCCAAUAACCAGAUGACGGUCGACAACAACCAGGAAAAUGACACCGAAAACCAGGAGAACCAGAGUCAGUCAGAUAAUAAUAAUACAGGUACGUCUCACGUCAUAACUAAAUAUAACAUAAACCGGAUCAUGUUAUAUCAAACAAAUCCAAUACACAGCAUGCAAAAUGUGUUCAUUUCAGAAUGUACAGACACAAAGAAAAAAACAGAUGAAGAGAAAAAUUCUGAGAAUAUUGAGAAUCAGACAAAGUGUUUAUCUAACAUUAUGGACCCAGCAAUCAGUGACAAUGACAAUGAAGUGACUAUAGACAUCAAGCGCUCAGCAGAUGCACUCAUGUGUAAUGGACACGGUGAAUCUCAAUCUCAGGUAGACACCAACAGAAACUCCACGAAUGAUCAGGACACAUGUGAAUCUAACAGUGUGGGGGGUGAGGGGAAUCCAAUGGAAGAGGGAUCCACCGAUGACAAUCAGCGGCGGUCCCAGAGCCCCGGGGUUCAUAGCUCCUCCUCCCCCAGUGAAAAAAGCAACUCCUCAGAAAAGAAUUCCUUGAUUCAACCAGAUCCAGUCAGACAAGUUUGUGAUAUUCCUGUCAAAAUAGCAGAUCUAGGCAAUGCCUGUUGGACAUUUUUACACUUCACUGAUGACAUCCAGACAAGGCAGUACCGAGCCCUGGAGGUCCUGAUAGGGGCGGGGUAUGGUCCCCCCGCAGACAUCUGGAGCACAGCCUGUAUGGCAUUUGAAUUGGCAACAGGAGAUUAUCUAUUUGAGCCAAACUCCGGGGAAAACUUCAGUCGUAAUGAUGAUCACCUGGCACACAUAAUAGAACUGCUGGGUCCUAUUCCACGAGAGAUCAGUCUGUCAGGAGAGAAAUCCAGGAGAUACUUCAACAGAAGAGGUGAACUUCACAACAUACCAAAAUUAAAACCCUGGGGCCUGUUUGAGGUUUUGAUGGAGAAAUACGAGUGGGAUGAAGAAGAGGCCAAGAGUUUUACUGACUUUUUAACUCCGAUGCUGGCAUUCGAUACCUCGAAACGUGCCACUGCAGCUGAGUGUCUACAACACCCCUGGCUGAAGGACGCCAAGGAAAUUAACCAGUUAUAAUCACAUGUCUCUUAACUAGUACUCCGUCAAGCUUGGUCAUAAGGGAAAGAACUCUUAAUACACUAAGGGAGAUAACUCAUGGCUAAUCAGACUUGUCCUUCCUCUGAAUCCUUGUUUUUUCUCUCUCGGACCUUAACAAAUAGAGAGAAUGUUAUUUAUUUUUAUGUGUCUGCCCUUAUUAAAAUAUUCUGUUGAGAACAUGUAAGAACAUUAUUUUCACAUCAUUUUCUUCAUUUUUAAUGUCCAUAUAUAAAUUAUAUAUGUAUGUGAUACCACUUUAAACACUUUUAAGGUAAACAGAAAUGAGAAUUAGAGAAAUAUUUAAUGUUUAUGUAGCGAAGCAUUUUUGCUAAUAAAGGUUAAUUUUGUAUUGAAGAUUCUUAGCACUGAGUUUCCACCAAAAGCAAUCCUAGUAGUUUGACUUCCACAAUUAUUUGUACUAUUAGAGCUAGGUUUCUUUAGAUAUUGUAAAUAAUUUGAUUUUCAACAGAAUCCAGUUUUAUCUCUGACAUUAGUUAUUGCCUACUACAGACCAGCCAACCAGUAAUUAAGGGGCAUGACAUUUUUAUGCUUUAUAAAAUUAUAUUCCAGUUUUGUUCUCUUUAUUUUAUUUUGACCAUUCAGUGAUAAAUGACGGAUGAAAAUUUCUUAUGUGGGAUAUACAUGGAUAGGAUACCCAUGUAUGUCUGAGGACAUUUUUUUCUUUGGAUUCAAAGUACAAGUAGUUGUAAAUUUACACACAGUUUACUUAAUAUUUUCGAAGAAUGCUUGACAGUCAUCAUUCAGAAGUAUGUAACAGUGCAAUGAUUGUUUGAUUUUGUAAUCAUUCUGUGAAUAUGUUAUUCACAGUAUCAAUUUCGAAUGGAUCUGUCUGGUCUUUUCCCCUUAAGUAUCCUAGAGACUCCUUACUAAGAAAUAUCACUGAAGAAAUGUGAACUCUUUUUUCCUUGUGAUUUAAUGUAAUAGAUUAUAAAUGGUAUUAUUACCACAAUCUUUGACCCAGUGAUCAAGUUACAAGGAAUGAACACACACAAGUUAGUUAUAAAAAAAAAAGGUACAUGUAUUACCUGCAUCUCCCAACACAAGGGCAUUUAAGCUAAAAAGAGAGGAAUUAGUGCUAGGUAAAGUUGUUAUGUUUAGGGUAGACAGAUAGAAUGGAUAGAGAGAUAGUUUGUAGAGGAAUAGAGCUAGGAGACAAUCAGUUGUCAAAGAAACAUUCCUAAAGGACAAAAAAUACAACUGUGUGCCACAAAAAACUAAAUGUAGUUUUUCUGAUGUAAAUUAUUUAAACGAGUGCUUACAAAUUAACUUCAUUAGAUGUAGAUCUCAAAUUGUCAGAACUUGUUAUGAUGUAAAUAUCAGAUUGAAAAAUAUGUACUGGUAAUGCAAAAGCAUACUCUGAAUUUAAAUCCUGUACAAGAAGAUACAUGUUUGUUACAUGAUUUAUUGUGGAUUUGUAUUGCCAAUAUUGUUAUGUAGAGCAAAAGCUAUUGCUUGCAAAGGGAAGGAUGUCUUUGAGACAUAAAGCUAAAUAAUGCAAAAAAAACAUUCAAGCACAAUGCAAAUGACAAUAUUUUACAAUUAGAUUGAGCUACAGUUUAAGCUUGUCAAGGUUGAAUUGAGGUUAAAGCAAGGGUUGUGCUUGUUUCGAUAGGGAGAGAAGUUUAGACUGAUUCAACAGUCCAUAUUAUUUUGUGUUUUGUGUUAUGUCGAAAUAAAAUGUUCACCAAUUUA
Molecule: messenger RNA, 4345 nt
Organism: Saccostrea cuccullata (small rock oyster)
Lineage: Eukaryota; Metazoa; Mollusca; Bivalvia; Ostreida; Ostreidae
Product: SRSF protein kinase 3-like
Exons: 13
Coding region: 479-2611 (710 amino acids)
Biological process (GO): peptidyl-serine phosphorylation; regulation of mRNA processing; spliceosomal complex assembly
Cellular component (GO): nucleus; cytoplasm
Molecular function (GO): ATP binding; protein serine/threonine kinase activity
Source: RefSeq, a predicted model, not a curated record